UCCCUCGCUCCCUCUCCCCCCUUCUCUCUCUCUCUCCACCUUCUCUCCCCUCCCCUAUCAUAUGCUCCUCCCCCUCCUCCAGCCAUCGUCUUCCCUGCAGCGCACAGACGAGGCACACCCACCGAAACACCAUAAAAUAGUGCUUGUUGAUUGAUCUCCACGGGCACCCAUCUCUCUCUCAUCAUCAUACUACCAUAUGAAAAAUAUUUCUCGCCAACCUAGAGUGUUUCCCUAACAGCUAGCUCCCGCUCUCUCUCUCCUGUUCGAUCUCUUUCUCACUCUUAGCGCCGCCGCCGCCGCCACCACCGCCGUCCCCACAUCACCUACCCAGCUGAGCAAAACCCCACAAGAACAGCUCGAUACGUCAUCGAACCCACCGCUCAACUUCCCCCAACCAAAAGACAGCACCGUGUAUUCUUGCGUGUAUAUGUCCAUGGCCUAAUCGAGACCAUGGACGUUACCGGGGACGCCGGUGGAGGUCGCCGCCCCAACUCCCCCCUGCAGCUCCUCGAAAAGAAGGAGGAACAUCCGUGCUCCAUCUCCCCGGCUGCUGGGCUCGGGACGAAUGGGUCGGCGACGGGGGAGCUGCAGGUGCGGAAGGCGGCGCCGCCUAAGCGGACCACGAGCAAGGACCGGCAUACGAAGGUGGACGGCCGCGGCCGCCGCAUCCGGAUGCCGGCGAUCUGCGCGGCGCGGGUGUUCCAGCUGACGCGGGAGCUGGGGCACAAGACGGACGGCGAGACCAUCGAGUGGCUCCUGCAGCAGGCGGAGCCCGCUGUGAUCGCGGCAACCGGCACAGGCACCAUCCCGGCCAACUUCACCUCUCUCAACAUCUCCCUCCGCUCCUCCGGCUCCAUGCUCUCCACCAUACCUGCCCACCUCCGCGCCGCCGGCCUGCCCGGCUCUCGUUUUGGAGGUGGCGCACGGGCUGACGCGUGGGACCGCUUCGUCGGUCUCGGGUUCGGCGGCGGCCUCGAGAGCCCGGCAUCCACCACCACCUCCUCGUCGUCCCCGCUGCUGCUGAGCUUCCACUCUGGAAGCGUCGGCCUCGACGUUUCGCCAUCGUCGGCGACGGCCGCGGCCAACACGGAACUGUCCAGGAAGCGGCGUUGGGAGCAAGAAAUGCAGCAGCAGCGACACCAACAGCAACAGCAACAACAGUACCAGCAGCAGAUGGCCGGGUACACGCAGAGCCAAAUGCCGGGCACUGUGUGGAUGGUGCCGACGAGCCACGCCCAGGGCGCCGGAGCGGCGCCUGCCGGUGGCGGCGAGUCGAUCUGGACGUUCCCGCAACCCGGAAGCGGCGGCGGCGGCUCGGCGACCGUGUACCGCGGCGUGCCGAGCGGGCUACAUUUCAUGAACAUCCCCGCGCCGAUGGCAGUGCACGCGCAGCAGCUGGGGCUCGGCCAGGCCGGCGGAGGUGGAUCAGCAGCAGCGGGCGAGGGGCACAUGGGGAUCCUCGCCGCGCUCAACGCGUACCGCGGGCAGCAUGCAUCCGCGUUGGAGGUCACCGUGGCGGGGCACAAUGGAGCAGCUGAAGGGACUACUCACCAUCAACAUCAGAACCAGCAUCAACAUCUGCAGCACGGGGGUGGCGAGCCGAACGAGAGCAUGAGCACCAGCGACUCGUAGGGCUUCGUGACCGCUGCUAGGAGUAAGCUGCCAACGAGACGGAGCCAAUGACGACAUGAUAGGCCACAGAGGCGAGGCGGAGGCUUGAUUUGUUGAGGUGCGGGGUGGUCGCCGACGUGGAGGACGAUGGGGUUUGGCGGGAAGGUCGGAAGGCGGUGGAGGCUUGACUUGUUCAGGUGCCGGGGUGUGUGGGUUGUAGGAUGGUCGCCGGCGUGGAGAACAGUGGGAUUUAGAGGGAAGGCCGGGAUGGCGGCGGCAGAUUGAUGCCGUCCACAGGUAUCCAUGACAAAAGUGGUCGGGCCAACGUUGGAGGGUGGCACUUCUGAGGGAAGAAGAAGGCAUCUCUACCGUUGGAUGGAGAUCAGACGACAGAGGAAAAAGUGAUUGAUUGAACUAUUUAUUAGUUCCCUUUGUAAUUUGUGCUAAAUU
Triticum dicoccoides is the source of this 2061-nucleotide messenger RNA. RefSeq names its product transcription factor TCP15-like. Gene Ontology annotation, molecular function: DNA-binding transcription factor activity; sequence-specific DNA binding. The transcript has 2 exons. The coding region runs from base 451 to 1632 and encodes 393 amino acids. NCBI's taxonomy places the organism in Eukaryota, Viridiplantae, Streptophyta, Magnoliopsida, Poales, Poaceae. The record is from RefSeq and is a predicted model, not a curated record. Gene Ontology annotation, cellular component: nucleus.